CACGACCACUAAUUGUAAGUGAAAACAAAGACAUCCCCAACACGUACGCAUCUCUGAACGCAACUAGGAACGCGGAAAUACGGAUCACAGAGAUCAGCAUGCAGCCUCCUCAGCAUCACUUCUCCCGCGUCGUCCUCGCCGUCCUAAUCUCGCUGGCGGCCGUCGGGAGUCAAGCAGCGACACUCAGGGGAGAUGAAGACGUAUCAGAUCUUGCUGCAAGAUUUAGAUGGCGCGACCCCUACAACUGGCAGCUGGCUCCGGAGAGGGAUAUAGCCGUCCCUGCCCUGCCAGAUGGCCACAAGAAGUUCCAGUUCUACGUCCUGGAUGAGAGCGGCCAGCUGGUCCAGGAAUGGUUCACGCUGCAGGAGAUUCAGGACCUCCUGAUUAGGGUCGGACCAAUCUUCAGGUCUGAGGGUGAGGCUUCCAGUCCUUCUACAGACAGCCCUGAAGACAGCAUUCACCAGGUCAUUGCGUCAGUGCAGCAGGUGAUCUCAGAGGAGUUCGCCCACACGCAGAGAACAACGACACGCCCUUCCAAGCUAACGGGGAAUCCAUCGACAUCCCGGAAGCCAUCCUUCACAAUCUCAUGAGUCAUCCCUACUUCACGACGUCUUGGCUGACCCUUCCUACGACACGACCCGAAGAGACGACGACCAAUCCGUGGAUGCUUGGAGGUGAGGAUCAAGUUCGGGAGGAGGUCGUUGAGGAGGUGACCGAGGCUCUAGAGGCCAGCGACGGAUUCACGGAAGCCACUGCCUCCACGGCUUCUGAAGGGACUGGUGGUCAGGACGAAGGAGUUACGGAGAGUGCGAUUACAGAGGCAGCGCUGGAGGAAUCCGUCGUUACCGAAAGUGCGAGUGCUGAGGUCGUCCUUCCAGAGGUCGCUGAUUUGAAGGCUUCCAGUGACUCGGAUGAGGCCAAAGGCGACCCGCAAACCACAGAGUCGACCGGCACUGGCGAAACAGCAACGGAAGGCAUCCCAGCACGAGCUUCGGAUUCUACGGCCUCUGCCUCGGAGACCACCACUCCCCAGCCAACGCAGAGGCCUCUCCUCGACCGCUGGAAUUCCCGCUUCCCCGCCUGGACCGCCUUCCCCGGCCGCGAUACCCCGACAACCAUUGCCAUUCCCAGCUACGACCUGGAGCCUGCGGACGACUACAACUCCAGCCCUGUCGGCCUUUCGGGAAUCGAGAGCCCUGUGAAUGAUGAAGUCGGUGUUGAGGUCGGAUUCACGACUUGGAAUUAUCCAGGAAAACACAAUGAGGCAAUGGAUGAAAUGCCUACGACCGUAGGCGCCGAUAAUCUUCUAGAAGAUUCUGCAACAAUGUAUCCAGAAAACAGCAAUCAAGAAAGACCAACACAGGACAUCCUCUUGGUCCCUGACAAUGAGAACUCCCUUCCUCGAUCUACCACACCAGGCGCUGCUAUGGGUUCAUCUGAAGUCGCAACCGCCAAUGACGCCAUAAUCAUACCUACUACACAGUUCAAUAUGAAUGAAACUGCCGGGACAAUGAACACAACGGAAUCUGACAACGAACAUAUGACAGAAACAAGUCUUUCUGAGGUUGAAGUUGAAUCCUAUUCGGUGACGACUCUGUCUCCAACGACCACGGCGCCUGAGAAGUACCAGGACAUGACGUCAUUACCUGAAAUCCCUAGUGACAACCUACAGAUGGAAAAAGAUGAUACUACUGAAUAUUACCCAUGGUCAACCGAUAAUAUCAAUCAAUAUUUCCCGUUGAUGAGUGACCCACUGCUCUCAGAUGAAGCUAUGACGUUGCUUGACAUCUUCCAGUAUCAGGGCGAUGCAUCUGGUCAUCUUGGAGAUGCGCCGCACUAUGACUUCCCAGUAUUUAAUGACAAACCUUCUCAGAGCUCUGAAGAAGUCACAACUGAAAGUGAUGUAACUAUGGCGAGCAUGGAUGAGCAAGACUCAGCCACGGAAUACUCCAUUAUUCAGGAUCUUACCACUGAUGUAGCCCAAAUUACAUCCCUACAGGAGACUCCCAGCGAUUCGUCAGGACAGGAUAUGUUCAAUCAGAACUCCGACAUGGAAAACCUGGAAACCUCAAGUCAGACCACUCAGUACCCCACAACAGAUGGCCCAUCGUCUCCCACUAUCAAAGACGGCUCAAGUCAGGACCUCGCAAACCAAGCAUCCAACAUCCCGCCAUCGACAGUCAAUACACUCCUCCAGGAAGUGACGACCCAGUCUCCUGUCAUUCAGGACACCACGACGGAACUGCCUAGUUCUCAGGAAACGACUGAAAAACCCCAAGAUCUCCAAACGACAACCACUCAGGUUCCACUCCCUCUCUACUCAGCUACAAUCCCGGCCUCCUUAAGUCCCGCAUCAACCCCCGAGGAACCCGACCUUCCUGGGGGAACCCAACCGAGGAACCCUCACCAACGACCCCAACGACCCCAACGACGCUUCCAAACCUCCCAUCCACGGAUCUCCCGACGUCAACGCAAGGCACGAAACAGCCGGCGAUUCUUCCUCUAUACGAUUAUUACUACAACGACAACUUCGGCAGCUCUAACGUCCUGCCUCCUGCCCCGGCGAGCAACGAGGAGAGGAUAGACCUGGGGGCGCUGGAGAGGACCGGCGAUCAGACAGAGGACUACUACUACGAUGAUUACUAUCCGUCUGCCGUCUACCUGGACGACGUUAAUGAGGAUUACUACGACUACACCAACACGUCCCAAUCCGGCCCAAUCCUGAAUGGCACCGACCUCGGCUUCCCGGGACCGAACGCCACGAGUCCUUACCAUGAUCACCACCAUGGAGAACACCAUGGAGAACACCACGGGUCUCAUCACCAUCCGCAGAGUCAAUCGGGACCGCCGGCGAAGCUUCUGGAAGCCCCGCCGAAUAACCCCGGUCUCGAAGCUUCAGUCGAAGGACUCGAUCCGGACGUCAGGAAGUUCGUGGAUGUGAUGAAUGACGUUGCUUUCAAGGUGUACAAAAAGGCUGCCAGACAAUACAAGCGGAAGAACUUCGUCAUGUCCCCCUUGAGUCUGAUCUCCACCUUGAGCAUGCUCCUCCUUGGAGCCCGGGGAAAAUCUGCAGCGGCCCUGAGCGACCUCCUCCUCACGGAUCAGUUCUACACAUUCAACCCUCACCUCAUACUCAAGAACGUGACUCAAGUUCUACUCGAUAAUGACGGCGCUCAUGAUGUGGUGUUCCUCAAUCAGUUCCUCGUGGAGAAGCCAAAGAACCCCUACUCCUUAGACUUCUUCGCUCGCACCAUCAAGUUCUUCUACGGCGCCAGCGUGAGCCAGGUCACGCCCCCCGAGUUCGACUCCCACGUGCGCGACCGAGUCAACGCCUUGGUGAGGAACGUUACCUUCGGCGCCGUCGGGGACUUCCUCUUGCAGGACGAACCUCUUUACCUGACGCCGCCCCUCAGCGCCGUCGCCACCAAUUUCUUCCAUGGCCGCUGGAGUUUGCCCGUGACCCAGAAUGACCUCUUCGACAUGGACUUCUUGCAAUUCCCGACGGCGGAGAGGCGGCUGGUCAGAACAGUCGGGCUGUCCAAGAAGAUGACCAUUAACGCUGGUUAUUCGAGCGCUGCUGACGUCACCACUGCCGAGAUUCCGUUUUACUCUCGUCUGGGUGAGCUGUCCCUCAUCGUCGUCAUGCCGGGGAAACAGAAGGACUUUGUUGCUAACGGCCUGGCACAGCUGGAGGCGUCCCUGUCACCUGCGAAGUGGAGUCAGGUCCUGAGAUCGAUGCUGCCCAACACAGUCCAGUUCCAGAUGCCUGUCUUCAGACACAGGGCCUUCCAUAACUUCUCAGACAUCCUCCAGGACGUGGGUCUGAGUGAGCUCUUCCAGGCUGACAAGGCGGACUUCUCGGGGAUCAACAACGUGAAGGGCCUCCGCCUGAGCGACGUCGUGCAGCUCACGGAAUUCCAGUCGUGCCAGAUCGAGGAGCCCCUCCAGGACGGAUCCAUCUCCUCCAGAAGGGCUCGCAGGAUGGCUCAAGGAGGCGACGUCGACGAAACAGGCCCGACGGCUUACUACAGGCAAACCUACAUUUACGGCCUUCCCAUGUUCGAUUACAAGCUCUCGACAUGGGAUAUGCCUCCGUCGAGUCCCUCCACAGAGCGGAGUCGUCGCAGCCGCCCUCCGUGGCCUCACUGAGGACCGAAGCGCCUCCUCCUCCUCUCCCGGACCUCACUUCCUCGAAGACCGAGUGGAACGGUGACGGCUUCCCAGGACUUCAGGCGGAGUCCCUUCUGCGCCAGGACCUGCUGGACUACUACGGGCCUCUCCCAUCCGCCCCCGACGAGAACCGGGUCAACCGCAUGGGGAUACCGACAGGACGCAAGCCUGCCACAGGAGGGACGUACUACAGACAGGACGACACGGGGACGCUGGCCUUCGACCGCGCCUUCCUAUACGUCGUCAGACACAAUCCGACGGGCUUAUUGCUCUUCAUGGGGCGCUACCUCGACCCAGCCGCCAACUAAACCCUCGAUUUUCCUUUAGUUUUUAAGAUAUAUUCCAUUUCCUGCGUGGCAUUUUAGCGUUAAACUAUUUAAAUUUUCUCUUGUAUAGUUUGUAUUCUAGGUAGUUACUAAUUUCCCUGUUCUUUCUUUUGAACUCACGUGUGAUAUAGUGAAAGUGAUAAUUUCCUCCCAGUAGGUUAUUCUCUAAGUAAUCUUACCAGUACCAACGAGCAAUAAUGAUAACGCAAUUAUUACAAAAUUGUACCUGAAAUAUUUAUCACCUGGAGGAAAAAUGAACGUUAAAAGUGAAAAGGCGUUUAUGGUAUUGGCAACGAAAUGCACUGUAUUUUUGUUUCGUUUUGUUUCUGAUUUUUUAUACUGCUUUGAUGUACGAUGAAAGAUUCAGAUUCGGCAGAAAAGGUCGAAUAUAUCCCUAGCAUUACGUUAUAUGCAUAUGUUAGUUUCACUUUUUGUUAUCGUUAAUGAAGAUAUUGAGACUGCUGAUUUUUUUUAUACUUGUAAGAGGUGUACAUAGGACAUGACGUGUUAUUACGUAAAUAAAACCAACAAUCCAUA
This is a messenger RNA of Penaeus monodon (black tiger shrimp), 5033 nucleotides long. RefSeq lists its product as uncharacterized. Lineage: Eukaryota; Metazoa; Arthropoda; Malacostraca; Decapoda; Penaeidae. The record is from RefSeq and is a predicted model, not a curated record. Gene Ontology annotation, molecular function: serine-type endopeptidase inhibitor activity.